Molecule: messenger RNA, 800 nt
Organism: Diorhabda carinulata
Lineage: Eukaryota; Metazoa; Arthropoda; Insecta; Coleoptera; Chrysomelidae
Exons: 2
Coding region: 107-742 (211 amino acids)
Source: RefSeq, a predicted model, not a curated record
AUUGUCUUUGAUACAAUAUCCAGUAUGAAUACAAAUUCAAAUUUAUGACAUUUCAUUUUAUACAAAUGCCAUUUUCAACUUUUCAAAAUUAUAGUAAUUCUUAGACAUGGCUUCUACAAAAGGAAACUCUAAUGGUGUAAUUCAAAAAUAUGUUAUACCGUGUUGGUCUUCAGUACAACUUUCCGUAGUCGCUGCUUUUUGCCUAAAAAUUUAUUACGAGCAAGUAGUCGAUAAAGAUGUCCGUCAUUUGGCACACAUCUCUUAUCUUAUCAUGAUUGCGAAUGCUUGCGCUGGAUUAUUGAGAUAUACUAAUGAUGACACAUAUUGUGACCUCCGUAUAUUACUAGACUAUGCCCAACUGGUGCUAACUCUCCCGUUAAUAGUAUCGGAAUUUUUGUUAAAAAAUGAUGUCGCUCCUCCAGAAAUAUCUUACAUUCCUGCCGGUAUCGCUUUCGCGACAUUACUCAUGUUCAUCAUACUUGAAUAUAAACGACAAGAUUUAACAGAUUUAAACGUUAUAACGAGUCUGCUUUGUUAUAUUAUUGUGGGAUGUUUCUAUAAUCUUUAUGCCGUUCUUGCUGGUUUGAACUAUGCUAUAAAUUAUUUUUUUAUCAAAAGAAAAGAAGGAUGUUGUCUAAAAAAAGCAAAUCAAUUCAAUUUAUUAAUGUCGUCUUUUGCUGCAUUGUCUUUGUUAUCUUUGGAUCCCACCUUAUGGGAAGGUUACAGUGAAGAAGAAUUAUAAUGGAAGAAUUUUCAUAUUAACAUAUUUUCGGGAAAUUUUAAAUAAAUUAUUGUCAAAA